GCGACAUGCCGCGAAGCCGCUCAGUCGUGCGCCAACUCUCGUGCGGGUGGUAUCGUUUUCUCGUACUUCGAGUCAUUCCUUGUGGUGUACCGCGGAACGUAACGGACGAAAAGGCCCGCGUGUAGGCGUGGUGAACGCGUUGGCGCAAACGGAGCACGCGGUUUCUCGGCCGAGUCUCAGAGACGCGACGAAGUCGUCGUGCGCUCCCGGCGAAGGGAGAACGGUAGCGCGGUGCGCGAGGAUCCGCGUUUGAAAAUUGGACUUGGUCGGUACUUGGAUCAGUGUCAGCUCUCGUCCGCACUCGGGAAAAUCCCCGGCUUGCCGUUCGAGGUCGUCUCGCGGCUAAGUUUCGGAGCGAGCUGCGUGUCACGGAAUCAUCGCCGUCGGGCAUAGUUCUCACCGAAAAUACCCGCGGCGCAAUAAAAAACUUAAAGACGAUCGGAUAUCUUCGGGACGGUAUACACGCGAGGUGAUAAAAGUAUUGCGGCAGAGAUAUAUCGUAUCUGUGAUGUGCGAGUGAGCGAUGGAGUCACCAGUCAUGUACGAUUCAGCGGCCCACCAGGCCCAGGCCCACGGCGCGGCCGAUCUCAAGAAGAGCCAGGUACUCAGCAACAACAACAACAACAACCACCAGGGGAGCAACAAUAAUAACAACAGCAACGCGGCGAACAACAAUAACUCGGCGUUGCAGGUGAAUCACAAUCACAGCCAGCAGCAGAGCGGCUCGAUCGUGAGCAAGGUCUCAGCCAGCAAGGCUAGCCUUCACCAGCAGUACGCGGAACACUGCGCCGCUGCCGGCGAGCUGACGGAUCUGAACACGCCGGAGAUAUCGCUGGACCUCCAGCACCUGAUCGACGACAACCAGUUCAGCGACGGUCUGUUGGACAUGCUGGGCGCGAGCAACGGUGCCGUGAAGCACGUUAGAACGCCCGGUUACCCGCGUACCACGCUCGCUUACAUGCCGCAGCCCGUUCACAGCGGCGCGAGUUACCACCAAGGCAGUAACAGCUGUAGCGACAGCAACAGCUCGAGCUCGGAGUCGCCCAGCAUCAAAGAAGAGCCGUUGGACCCAGCGGAUUACCGCCGUCACUGCCCUCAGUAUCCACCGGGCGGAUACAAUCCGGUGGCGAACGGGCCGUUCGCUAACGGAGCACCGACGUUCACCACUUUGACGCCGUCCACGGUACCCGGUGGCCACCCGGGCGCACCGGUCCAUCAACCACCGCCCCGGGGUGGACCGAUGAAACCGGUGAUGGCCCAUCAGCAUCACGCGAACGCCGCGGCGUCUGCCGCGAGGAAACAGACGAAGGCGAUCGACAAAGCCAGCGACGAGUACAGAAGGAGACGCGAGAGGAACAACAUAGCCGUGAGGAAGAGCAGGGAGAAGGCGAAGGUGCGAUCGAGGGAGACCGAGGAGAAGGUGAAGCUGCUCGUCAAGGAUAACGACCUGCUCAAGAAGAGGAUCGAACUGUUGACGGAGGAAUUGAACGUUCUGAGGUCCCUGUUCAGCAGCGUCGGCGUGGUACCGGAACAGCUGCACCGCGAGAUCUCCAGGCAUCUCGAUCAGUUCCAGCAGCACGCGGUGGGGCCCAUGUAGCGCACGAAGUCGUCACCGGUAACAUCGCGCCGCCUCUUUUGCGCCUUUCUCUCGAACACCGGCGUCGACCUUCGUCCCUUGCCUUUCAAACCGAUUCGACUGUGAGAGCGAGGCCGACUUCCGGCUCGCCGUAGCGCGCGUUCUUCGAACGGGCGGGACGUCGCUUCGUUCUGGUACCGCGGAGCGGAGAACGCGAGGAGAUACACGUGCGUCCGUUCGUUCGGUAAGACCGCGGUGGGAACGGGACGAGAGAUACGGAGGGACGAGCAAAAGAACCAGGGAGAGAGCUAUUCGGCAGCUGGAGCUUGCGACGACUACUUCACGUGUGGAAGAAAAGUGCCUCAUGGCGAACUGUUCUUUUUUUUUUUGUACACCGAGUGCAUCGGACACUUCCCCGUUCGUCAAAACGAGAAAAGGUUUAGAAAAAACAUAAAAAAAAGAACAAUUCUCAAUCUCUCUUAGGAGCUUCUGCAAGAGGUAGAUAACGGGAGACGAUCGAUGCGUUCGAUCAUCUUCGUUCAUUUUUCUCAUUCGUAUCUGCCUUUUAUUAUUAUUAUCUCUUUUUCUCUUUGGUCUCUCAAAAUACGUAAGACUGGGUGAUUGUUGGCCGCGGGUCUCGAUCCACCUCAUCGCGCGAUUCGCAGCACGGACUUCGCGUCGCGAUUCCGGACAAAUCACGCAUCGAUGUGUACGAGCGCAUCAAUCACGCAUCCACAUGCGUAGGGACGUGCAUGCGCGCUUGUGUACACGCGAGUCCAUCCAACACGUGUACGCGCGUAAACGAACAGCGCAUACGUAAAUUCGUUCGCAUAAAUCUUCGCUUGACAUUAUACAUUUUCGAUGCACCGAUCGGUACAGACACACGCGUACACGAGGAGGAAACUCGCACACGCGAGACGUGUGGACGGCGCGUGCACCGCGUCGCGUUCUUAUAGACGUCGAACGAUUAAAUUAGAUCGUCGUUCUUCUCAUUAGCAUGUACCUAAAACGGCAUACCGAGAUACCGAAUAGAUUUUUUUUUGAUCAGUAUACGUGUACAAACCGCGACGACGACGACGACGACGUGGACACUCUCACCGAGAGGGUGGAAAGGGAGGAAACAGAACCAUACACACACUCACCUACGGAAUGAAAAAGGAUAAGCACAAACCUUUGUCACACGCUCUUGUAUUAUAGCUCUAUUAAUUUUAAUUUUAUUAUAAUGAGAUGUAUGUAAAUAUAAAAAAAGCUAAUAUAUUUUGUUAGAGAAACGAAACGAAGCGGACUAGCGUUUUCUGUGUGAGAGGGAGAGAAAGGUAGCGUGAAAGAAGGACAGCAGGAAAUGAGCAAAGUACAUGAAGAAUAUCCGGAAUGCGUGCGAGUGUAACGUUAAUUAUUAUUAUCUUCUGAACGUGGACGACGAGCUAAGAGAGCGAGGAGAUAGAUUUAUUUACCGAAGUUACCUGGGACUCGGUCCAACCGAGCCCCUUUUUACCUUGAGUUACCGUAUAGCAAAAAAAAAAAUAAAAUAAUAAAUCGCGUGAAGCGGGCUUCAUUCAUUUUUCUCUUUUCUUUUUCUUCUUCUUUGUCCGUAGAUUCGACCGCGUGCGAGAGAAACGAUAUUUGUUAUUUACCUUACGUUAGAUGCGUACUUAUCCAACGAGUUUUAAUAUUUCUCCCCCUAUUUUAUUUUAUUUCGUUUCAUUUUCUUUUUUUUUCUAAGACGUUUAUCGGGUCUCUCGGUGAUGCACGACUCAAUCGAAACGCGUGCACGCGGUACGCACGUAUUGUAUGCCACACGCGUGUGCACGCGUUCCUCGGCGUAUGACUGAUGUAUGUUAGAUACGAGAUUACCUGUCACGGUUGUCUUCUUGUCUAUGCACAAAUAUAUUUUGAUAUAAAACCA
Ceratina calcarata is the source of this 3482-nucleotide messenger RNA. Its product is annotated as slow border cells. The transcript has a single exon. Gene Ontology annotation, biological process: DNA-templated transcription; regulation of transcription by RNA polymerase II. Bases 524 to 1597 code for a protein of 357 amino acids. NCBI's taxonomy places the organism in Eukaryota, Metazoa, Arthropoda, Insecta, Hymenoptera, Apidae. Gene Ontology annotation, molecular function: DNA-binding transcription factor activity, RNA polymerase II-specific; RNA polymerase II cis-regulatory region sequence-specific DNA binding. The record is from RefSeq and is a predicted model, not a curated record.